This is a messenger RNA of Hylaeus volcanicus, 1348 nucleotides long. It is a transcript of the gene Vti1a, whose product is annotated as vesicle transport through interaction with t-SNAREs homolog 1A-like. Gene Ontology annotation, biological process: retrograde transport, endosome to Golgi; macroautophagy; vesicle fusion with Golgi apparatus. The transcript is spliced from 4 exons. Bases 139 to 798 code for a protein of 219 amino acids. The record is from RefSeq and is a predicted model, not a curated record. NCBI's taxonomy places the organism in Eukaryota, Metazoa, Arthropoda, Insecta, Hymenoptera, Colletidae. Gene Ontology annotation, cellular component: Golgi apparatus; endoplasmic reticulum membrane; SNARE complex. Gene Ontology annotation, molecular function: SNAP receptor activity; SNARE binding.
AGAGGGUGGAACGCAGACAAAUUGUUCUCAGCUUCUCAGCUGAUUUCAGAACGUACUGUUACAACUUACUAUACGUAUCCAGUGUUAAAUGUUUAGUUUACUCCCCAUUUGCUUAUUGUCAAUGGAAAUACGUUUAAGAUGGCGUCGCUCAUUGACAACUAUGAGCAACAAUACGCCGUUUUGACAGCUGACGUUACUGCAAAAAUUGGUAGAAUAAGAACCCAAAGCGGCAAUGAGAAAAGAGCGUUCAUUCAAGAUGUGGACAGACAGAUCGAAGAAGCUCAAGAACUGCUCGAGCAGAUGGAAUUGGAAGUUCGUGGGGUGACUGGUGCAGCUCGCGAUCGAUUACGUGGUCGUGUAGAAAGUCACAGAGCAGAACUGAAACGAUUGACACAAGAAUUCCAAUUAGCGAAGAAGCCAAGAGACGAUAGUAUCGAAAUAAGCAGAGAAGAUUCUUGGGAAAACAAUAUCACAGAGGAUCAAAAGAAAAGAUUAUUGGAUACUUCUGAGCGAAUAGAUCGCUCUGGAAGAACAUUACAAAAUGGUUAUCGAAUGGUAUUGGAAACAGAAGAAAUUGGUGCUCAGGUAUUGAAAGACCUGCACGAGCAAAGAGAAACGAUCCAAAGAGGCAGAGGAAGGUUACGAGAGACAGAUGCGGAGCUAGGACGCGGUUCACGGUUACUAUCAGGAAUGAUACUAAGAAACGUUCAGCAAAGAAUUAUUUUAGCUGGAGUAGCGUUAACGCUUAUAAUUGUUGCUUGCGUGGUCGUGUACUAUAGCUUUAAAUCUAAAAGCUAAAUAUGCGAGUAGAUUGUUUUAUUGCUCGAGAUACGACUUGAAGUCCAUAUUUAUUAUCAGUGAGUUUUAGAUGUUAUUAUUCUCUUAAAUGCAAUGUCUGUUAGGUAAUAUUAUUAAAUUAUAAAUUGAAGAGAUGUCGUAACAUAUCCUUUUAUUGUUCUUUUUACUUGUUUGGAUCAUUGUAUAUUACUAUAAUUUAAACAGUCUAUACUUCUAAUUUUUAUAUACUCUGUUUCAUAUUAAAUUUCUACCGAUUUCGUAUGACGCAUUAAGAAAUGCUUAAAUUUCAUAUAUCGGUCGUCGAACAGACGAAAAUAUAAUGUGUUAUUAGUAAUAAAAAAAAAAAAUUUGACCUGUCCUAUUAUAUCAGCAAACGCUGCUAACAAGCAUCUAUUAAAAAGUUUAACGAUAUUUCUAAUCAACUUCGCUACGAGUUGUUCAUUACGCAAUUUAUUGUUUUGCAUCUCCCGCACGUGUUCGAUCGCAUUUGAUAAUACGUAUGUACGGUUAUCCGACUAAUUAUUGUUAUUAAUAAAACUAUGCAUUUAUA